Messenger RNA from Brassica rapa (field mustard), 4438 nucleotides. RefSeq names its product PR5-like receptor kinase. Gene Ontology annotation, biological process: protein phosphorylation. Lineage: Eukaryota; Viridiplantae; Streptophyta; Magnoliopsida; Brassicales; Brassicaceae. The record is from RefSeq and is a predicted model, not a curated record. Gene Ontology annotation, molecular function: protein kinase activity; ATP binding.
UUCGAUUCUUCUUAUCUUGUUGCAGGAGUCUCUUCUGUUUUAACUGUAAUGAUCAUUAUCGUGGUGGUCUUGAUACUAGUAAUAGGAAAAAAUGCUAGAAAGAGUGAUUGGAGUGCCGAUAACGUUGAAGCAGUAGUUAUGUUUAAACGAUAUAUAGCAAAAGUGAAGAAGAUGACAAGCUCAUUUGCACAUGUUCUCGGGAAAGGAGGAUUUGGAAAUGUAUACAAAGGCAAGUUACCAGAUGAAGGCGUAGAACAUGUGCAAAUAUUGUCUCAUGUAAAGGAAGGAACCGGAGAAGAGUUCAUCAACGAAGUAGCUAGCAUGAGUAGAACAUCUCAUGUAAAUAUUGUCUCUCUGCUUGGGUUCUGUUAUGAAGGGAACAAAAGAGCUAUAGUAUAUGAGUUCAUGCCUAAUGGAUCCCUAGACAAGUUUAUCUCCGAGAAUAUGUCAACCAAGAUAGAAUGGGAAAGGCUAUAUGACAUUGCGUUAGGUGUCUCUCGUGGCCUAGAGUAUUUACACAACCGUUGUGUAUCAAGGAUUGUGCAUAUCGAUAUAAAGCCGCAAAACAUACUCAUGGACAAGGAUCUUUGUCCCAAGAUUUCUAAUUUCGGUCUUGCUAAGCUCUGCAAAAAUAAAGAGAGCGUCAUGUCAAUGCUAGACGCUAGAAAGACGGUAGGAUACAUUGCCCCUGAACUGUUCUCGAAUAAUUUUGGAGGAGUUUCGCAUAAGUCAUAUGUGUAUAGUUAUGGUAUGGUGAUCCUUGAGAUGAUUGGAGCAAAGAAUAUAGAAAAUUUUGGAUCCAACAAUAGUUCAAUGUACUUUCCAGAUUGGAUUUAUAAGGAUUUUGGGAGGGGAGAAGUCAUGAGAAUUUUUGGAGAUCAGAUAACCAAAGAAGAAGAGAGAAUUGCCAAGAAAAUGCUUUUGGUUGGUCUAUGGUGUAUUCAGACCAAUCCAUCUGACCUUACACCGAUGAUCAAAGUCAUUGAGAUGUUAGAGGGGAAUCUAGAGACUGUCCAGAUUCCAUCUAAACCUCUUUUUUGUUUACCCACGGCAACGGUUCCUGAAACUCUAGAAGACAGUCAUGGGAUUUCAAGCUGCUCUAAACCAAGUAAGUUUGGAAGGCACGCCUACUCUCUCAGCUUUUGAAGAGACUUUACGAUUUUCAAAGAAAUGGUUCAGUUACUUGUUGAAGAGAGUCAAUAACAUAUGCAAUGAGACUAUGUUUCUUGAUGCAAACAAGAAACUAUGGAAUAUAUAAAUGUGAACUUAAGCUCUUCAAAACUAGGCUUGCGUGAGGUGCGUUUUGUUUCUGAGUAUAGCUAAGAUCUCAAGAAACUUAUUUUAUAUUUCUUGAUAAACCAAGCUUGCAUGAGGUGGGUUUUGCAUCAAGUAUAUUAUUUCCCAUAUUUUGUGGCAAACCAAUUCUUAUUUUUGAGUUCUCCUUUCCUUCUGCAUAAGUUUUGAGCUUGAAGCUGCUGGAGUCUGUAUGUGGCUUCCGAAUGCAGAAUCUCAACUUCUCUAGAAACACACUCUAUUGUUAAGACUGUGGAGAUCCAGAUUACAUACCAUUUUGACGAUGUAGUUGCUUUAGAUCAAAUUUGAUCCAAAUAAUAAACUUUAUAAAGCGAGUCAUUUAAUGUAAUUCUUUUCAAAACAUGUGCAAGAUCGUUAAAACCAAUGAAAGAAAAGUUAUAAUUGAAUCAAACAUGACUUUCAGGGUAACCGCCAAAAUUGAAUGAAACAUUGGCAUUAUGUCUCCAAAAUCUUUGAAGAAAGUGAUAUAAGCAUAAUUCUCAAAAAAAAAAAAAAUUUAGGCUUCCAACUUUGUAAAAAAAAAAUAGUUCAAAUCUUUGAUAAGUAGCCUAUGUCCUCUUAAAUUUCAGGGCGGCUCUGCCGCUAGCCAUGGAAAGAUUAUCAUUUAAUGGCUAUGCAAACAUAUUUAUCGAUCUGUUUUUAACUGGAUUUUUGGAAUCCCAUUUAAUUUUAUUAUCAAUCCCACUAUAUAAAAGAAGCUAAAUUUGAGCUUCCUAAGGCUAUCCACAUGGUCAAAAUAAUCAUGACCAAUCAAAGUGCCAGGUCAUUUUGGACUGGGCUUGAAAUUAAAAAAAAUUAGUGACCUUCAGAGCCCAUUUGACCCAUCUUGCAGCCCAAUCCCGAGUUUCUCUUGACAGUGAUGUCGCACAAUCCCGUGUUCUAAACAUAUGGCUCCUUCUCCACCUAACCCUAAUCGCCGUCUCAUCCCUUCAUUGAUUCUCUUCCUCUCCCCCAGCUCCUCCCGCAUAACGCCUCGGAUGUGAGUGCUGGUACUUCAAUGUGCUCCCAUAAAUCCUCCAUUCAAGAUCCCUACAGACUCUCCACAUCAUAAUCGUUAGAAGAUGGAGAAAAAAGCAAUGGCACAUAGACGUAUGGAAACGUAGACACAAAGCGACGCCGCGAAGCUGCUAGGGUUUUUUCUUUUCUUCUGAUCGUCAUUGUUUCAGAUGACAGGGGAUGUUGUAACGAUCUGUUGAGCUGUUUAGGAUAGUGUGAAACAAAAAAAAUGGAUGAUGAUAAUGGGCUUGAGCUCAGCUUGGGUCUCUCAUGUGGUGGAGGGAAAGGUAAAGGUAACAAUGCUGGAACCUCCUCUGAGAAUCACAAUCUAGAAAGAGGAGGUGAUAGAAGCGCUAAAGUGAUUGAUGACUUUAAGAACUUUCUUCAUCCAACAACUUCUCAGAGACCAGCAGCAGAGCAGAGUUCUGAACCUCCUCCACAGAAUUUCUUCAAUGACCUCUCCAAAGCACCAACCGCUGAUGCUGAAGCUUCCACGAAGCCUCUGUGGGUGGAAGACAAGGCGAUGAAAGAAGCAGGAAGCAGCAAAAUAAAGGAGGAGGCACGUGUUGAUAUGCACUAGAUGAAGAAGAAGACAAAGGCAUCCUAUGUUUCGAACGCGACUGAUGAAGGAUCAAAAGCUGAUAACGAAGAUGUAGCGGAGUGUGAAGCAGGUGGUGGUGAUGGUGGUGGCUCUUCUUCCAAAAAAAAAAUAAACGUACGAAAACAUAGACUCAACUGUUCUACCUUUGGUUGCUUAACGCCUCCAAAGAUGAUUGAUAGCUUCAAUAAAAUAAAGACGUUUGAUCUUAGAUCAGUUGGAGGAGCUCAAAGCAGCAACGCUCCCAAGUGAAGACAUCCAAAUCAGCGAUGGAGAUCAAGACAAAAUUUUCAGUUGCAGCGGUAAUUCUUAAUUAAUCCAAUAAAGUUUAUCCAUUUGCAGAAAUGGAUCAUAACAAAACAGUCGGAAACAAGGUGGUGCGAAAAUAGUAGCAUUUUUAAAUCGUAGUUAGAAUUUAUGUUGUGUGAAUGAAAUUGAGUGUGUUGCAGUAAAUUAGCAUGUACUUUCACAUCAUCCAAUACAAUGCAUUUCUUCAGCCCAUCCAGGUGACUCAGGGGCUGAUAUGUCGUGUUCACACGUAAAGCUAGAAGAAAAAAACUAUCGAGGCCUGACUUAUGGCAAUAUGUCUUGGAAUAUUAUGAUACUGCAUGCACAUAAGUGUACAUAAAUAUGUCUUGGACUCAUUUAUAACGUGCAAAUGAACCAUGUUAAGCUUCUAUAUAAAAAUCUCUAUUUGUUUUACUAAUUCAAGUCAAUACUAUCAAGUUAGGAACAUGUCCAACAUAAAGAAAUCUAAUUACAUUUAGAAACUACAUUUAUAUUCUAUAUAUUUUGUAACCCCUGCAAAUAUAUAUUUUUAAAUUAGUCUAACAUAUGCCAACAAAUUUAACUUUUAUAUAAUGCAUAAAAAUAUAAAGAUGAUGUUGUGAGAUAAGAAUGUACACACAAAAUUUAAAAUAAAAGAAUUGACAAAUUAUAUAUAUUAUUUUAAAAAAAAAAUUUAUAUAAUAACUUAAUAAUAUAAAUCAUAAUCAAAAAUACUAUUCGUAUCACAUUUGUAUUAACCGAAAAAUUCGUGCUUUUGAAGCACGGAUCAAAAUGUAGACUAAUAUAGCUCCUAAUUUUUAUUUAAAAAUUAAAUUUCUAAAAAAAAAAAAAUUAAAGACAGCUAUCAAGUCUGUUUAAAAAAUAUAGUGGUUUGUUCUUGCACCAGAAUCUUGGUUAUGCAAUUCAAAAUCUAUUAUGUUGUUUUGUAACUUUUCUUCUUAAAACAGAGACAAAGAGUAAUGAACAAAGACAAUUAUGAACUCUUAUUGUCAGAUUGUUUGUUUUUUUUCUCUCGCUUCAAUUUGAUGACUGUAACUAAUUAUUUUAAUUCACACAAAAUUUUCAUAUUUUAAACGUAUCACAUUAAAUAUAAAAAUCUUCAAUAGAUUAUAAUACCUAAAUGUUCUUCUCGGUAGACAAUAAUAUCAGAAAGGCAAGUAGCACAUCUCCUGCCACAAUCACCGGCGGCAAUCACUGAAAGUUCAAAAAAAUCUUUUGUCUCAUCAAUACAAAUCAACAAAA